Molecule: messenger RNA, 1910 nt
Organism: Mustela lutreola (European mink)
Lineage: Eukaryota; Metazoa; Chordata; Mammalia; Carnivora; Mustelidae
Gene: CTU1
Product: cytosolic thiouridylase subunit 1
Exons: 4
Coding region: 104-1186 (360 amino acids)
Biological process (GO): tRNA wobble position uridine thiolation
Cellular component (GO): mitochondrion; cytosolic tRNA wobble base thiouridylase complex
Molecular function (GO): tRNA binding
Source: RefSeq, a predicted model, not a curated record
UUCCGUGAGAGACUUCCGCGUGUGGGGCCGUUUGGACGUCCUGGUACCGCGUUGAGUCCAGGAGAAGCCAGCUCCUCCCCGCCCACCCGGAACCCGCCCCGCGAUGCCCGCCCCGCAGUGCUUCUCUUGCCACGCGGCCCGCGCAGCCCUCCGCCGCCCGCGCUCCGGCCAAGCGCUGUGCGGGCCCUGCUUCUGCACCGCCUUCGAGGCCGAGGUGCUGCACACGGUGCUGGCGGGCAGCCUGCUGCCACCUGGCGCCGUGGUGGCCGUGGGCGCCUCCGGCGGCAAGGACUCCACGGUGCUAGCGCACGUGCUGCGCGAACUAGCGCCGCGCCUGGGCGUCUCGCUGCGCCUGGUGGCGGUGGAUGAGGGCAUCGGCGGCUACCGGGACGCGGCGCUGGCUGCGGUGCGGCGCCAGGCCGCGCGCUGGGACCUCCCGCUCACCGUCGUGGCCUAUGCAGACCUCUUCGAGGGCUGGACGAUGGACGCUGUGGCCCGCAGCAUGGCCGGAACCGGCCGCAGCCGCGCCUGCUGCACCUUCUGCGGGGUGCUGCGGCGCCGCGCGCUGGAGGAAGGGGCGCGCCUCGUGGGAGCCACACACAUCGUCACAGGCCACAACGCCGACGACAUGGCCGAGACCGUGCUCAUGAACUUCCUGCGGGGCGACGCGGGGCGGCUGGCCCGGGGCGGGGGCCUGGGCUCGCGCGGCGAGGGGGGCGCCCUGCCGCGCUGCCGCCCCCUGCAGCUGGCCUCGCAGAAGGAGGUGGUGCUGUACGCGCACUUCCGCCGCCUCGACUACUUCUCCGAGGAGUGCGUCUACGCGCCCGAGGCCUUCCGCGGCCACGCGCGCGACCUGCUGAAGCUCCUGGAGGCGGCGCGGCCGUCGGUGGCGCUGGACCUGGUGCACUCGGCGGAGCGCCUGGCCCUGGCCCCGGCCGCGCGGCCCCCGCCGCCCGGCGCCUGCUCCCGCUGCGGGGCGCUGGCCAGCCGCUCGCUCUGCCAGGCCUGCGCCCUCCUGGACGGCCUGCAGCGCGGCCGGCCCCGCCUGGCCAUCGGCAAGGGCCGCGGGGGGCGCGACGAGGAGGGACCGCCAGGGCCGCCGCCCCCGCCGCCCAGCGACCCCCGGUCUGCGCCGUGCCCCGCCGCCGGGGAGUGCGGGGCAGCCUGUAAGGAGCGCUGCGAAUAAACCCUCUCCGCCUGGGCCCUGCCACCGGUGACCCUGCAGAAGGGAGGAGAGGCUAGAGGCCUGGACUCCUGGGUCUGAGGGAGGAGGGCCUGGGGGGCUGGGGGCCAGGACUCGGAGGUCUGAGGGAGGAGCGCUGGGGGUGGGGGGUGCUGGAGAAGGUGGAACUGAGGCAAGAACUCUAGGGUCUGAGGGAGGAGGGGCUGGAGACCAGGAGAGAAUUCAACAACUUUCCUUUCUGGAGCCAAUAGGAAUAGGGGGAUUGCUUGCCUAGUACUCUGCCCGGUUCUGGGCAUGCUCAGGAGAGUCCUAACCCUUCUUCAGAACCUACUAUGUGACAUAUUUGCCGGUAUCGGGAUAAGCAAAACCGCUUCUCUCCAUGGGCUCUCUCCUGCCUGGAAAUCAGGAUGCUUCUCUGAGCGCUCUACACACUGCGGGCGCUGCCCCGUCUGAUUUCAUCCACACCACAGUCUCGGGGACUGCAGCCUGGGGCUGGGUGACUGGCCUGAGGUCGCCGCGCUGGAGUUUGUCCCUCCACACCAGGUGGUCGGUGGGUGUUUAGAUUUUGCCUGUGGUUCAGCACUACGCUACAGAAAUAUAAUGUGCGUCAAAUGUUAACUUUAAGUUUUCUAAGAGCCAUAUUUUUUAAAGGGCAGGGGAACAGGUGAUCUUUUAAUAAUAUAUUUUACUUGACCCAAAUAAACAUAUUUGACCUAAAUAUCCCAGA